Pezoporus flaviventris is the source of this 6487-nucleotide messenger RNA. RefSeq names its product cap methyltransferase 1 (gene CMTR1). The transcript has 23 exons. Gene Ontology annotation, molecular function: methyltransferase cap1 activity; protein binding; nucleic acid binding. Bases 1067 to 3637 code for a protein of 856 amino acids. Gene Ontology annotation, biological process: 7-methylguanosine mRNA capping. The record is from RefSeq and is a predicted model, not a curated record. Gene Ontology annotation, cellular component: cytoplasm; nucleus. NCBI's taxonomy places the organism in Eukaryota, Metazoa, Chordata, Aves, Psittaciformes, Psittacidae.
AGUAGAAUUCUGUUAGAAGUUACUGUAGGAAAGUUCACAGAAUGGUUUGGGUUGGAAGGGACCUUAAAGCUCAUCCAGUUCCAACCUGCCUGUACAGGAAGGGACACCUUUCGCUAGAUCAGGUUGCUCCAAGCCCCGUCCAGCCUGGCCCUGAACACUGCCAGGGAUGGGGUUUCUUUGGGCAACCUGUGCCAGUGCCUCACCACCCUCAUGGGUAGAAUGUCUUCCUAAUAUCCAGUCUAAAUCUACUCUCUUCCAGUUUAAAGCAGUUCCCUCUUAUCCUAUCACUACAUGCCUUUGUAAAAAGUUCCUCUCCAAUUUUCUUGUAGGUCCCCUUUAGAUACUGAAAGACUGUCAUGAGGUCUCCCUGGAGCCUUUUGUUCUUCAGGCUAAACAAGCCCAACUCUCUCAGCCUGUCUCCAUAGCUGAGGUGCUCCAGCCCCAGAUCAUCCUUGCAGCCCUACCCUGGACUUGUUUGAGAAGGUCCAUGUCCCUCUUGUGUUGGGGCUCCAGAGCUGAAUGCAGGACUGCAGAUGGGGUCUCAAGUGAGCAGAGUAGAGGGGCAGAAACUUCUCUCAACCUGCUGGACAUGUUCCUUUUGAUGCAGCCCAGCAUAUGGUUGGCUUUCUGGGCACACUGCAAGUUCUUUUAUUAAUUAACAUUUGCAGAGGUGGGCUCAGGGGUGUUCUGAGUCUCUUCUGAGAAACUGGUUCCACUUUGCACAUUCUCCAUUAGAUUGACUUUAUUUCCUCUUUGCAUGUGUGUGGUUGGAUAAAAUUUUUUGAUUUAUUGCUAGAAACCAACUAUCAUAUAUUUCAGUUAUCAAAGUGCUGACAUCUGAGUUAUCGUCAUCUGCUAGCAUUUAAUGGUAAGUAGGUGGUAGAAAUUAUUUGAAAUUCAAGUCAUCAAUAAUAGAGAAGCUUCUGCAUAGAUUUCCUGUUUGUUUAGUUGAGGCUAGCAAUUAAAAAGGGUAAGUUCAAAAGAACCCAAUACCUUUACAUAAAGGAAACUACAGCUGAGAAGCAUGAUACUGAAAAGUCCAUGAAACGAUCUAUGCCACCAUGCUAUGCAUUAUCCUUCAGCAUGCAGGAGAAAGUUAAUAUGCUUAAUGUUUACCAAGUGUGUUUAUCUUCUUUCAGCAAAAAUGAAGAGAAGGACAGAACCUGAAUUUAGCAGCCCCCAAAAGAAGCAGAAGAAGAUAGAAGACUUGGGAUUAACUCUCAGUUCUACUUCAGAUGAUGAAACUCAAUGUAGUAAUCAUACUACUCAAGAGUCUUCCAGUAGCAGCAGUGGGUCUGAGAGUGAGAACGAUGAAAAAAGACCAGUCUUCAGCAAUGAGUUCAAACAAGACUCUCUUGUGGAGGGUACUUCAUCUCGCUACUCAAUGUAUAACAGUGUCUCCCAAAAGCUCAUGGCCAAGAUGGGCUUCCGGGAAGGAGAAGGUCUGGGAAAAUAUGGCCAAGGCAGGAAGGAUAUUGUUGAGGCCUCCAACCAGAAGGGAAGGAGAGGCUUUGGGCUGACCCUCAAAGGAUUUGAUGGGGAGCUCAAUAUUGAUUGGCAGGAUGAGCCAGAGCCUAGUGCCUACGAGGAGGUAGACUGGUGCCUUGAGUGUACCACGGAAAUCCCUGAUGCCCAGGAGCUGAAGGAGUGGAUGACUGUGGGGAAGAGGAAGAUGGUGAUUGAAGAUGAGACAGAGUUCUGUAGUGAAGAGCUUUUACAUAAUGUCCUGCAGUGCAAGAGUGUAUUUGAUGAGCUGGAUGGAGAAGAAAUGCGUCGAGCCCGAACAAGGUCUAACCCGUAUGAGAUGAUCCGUGGAGUUUUCUUCCUGAACAGGGCUGCAAUGAAGAUGGCAAAUAUGGACCAUGUCUUUGACUACAUGUUUACGAACCCGAAGGACUUCCAUGGGAGGCCUUUGAUAAAGGAGCGAGAUGCAGAGCUGCUCUACUUUGCUGAUGUGUGUGCUGGUCCUGGAGGCUUCUCGGAGUAUGUCCUGUGGAGGCGGAAGUGGCAUGCGAAAGGAUUUGGCAUGACCUUGAAAGGACCAAAUGAUUUUAAACUAGAGGACUUCUAUUCUGCCUCCAGUGAGCUCUUUGAACCUUAUUAUGGAGAGGGAGGGAUUGAUGGAGAUGGAGACAUCACUCGCCCAGAGAACAUUACGGCUUUCCGGAAUUUUGUUUUGGACAAUACUGAUCAAAAGGGAGUGCAUUUCUUAAUGGCUGAUGGGGGUUUCUCAGUGGAGGGUCAGGAGAAUCUGCAAGAAAUUCUGAGCAAACAGCUCAUGCUUUGCCAGUUCCUUACAGCACUGUCCAUUGUCCGGACAGGAGGACAUUUUGUCUGCAAAACCUUUGACCUCUUCACUCCAUUCAGUGUGGGACUUAUUUAUCUGCUGUAUUGCUGCUUUGAGCGAGUGUGUAUCUUUAAACCUGUGACAAGCCGCCCUGCCAACUCGGAGAGGUACAUGAUAUGCAAAGGCUUAAAGCUGGGAAUUGAUGAUGUGCGGGACUAUCUCUUCAUGGUGAACAUCAGACUCAACCAGCUGCGUAAUUCAGAUGUAGAUGUGAACCUUGUUGUCCCACUGAAUGUAAUCAAAGGCGACCAGGAUUUCUAUGAUUACAUUGUCCAGUCCAAUGAAAACCACUGCAAAGUUCAGAUAAAGGCAUUAGCAAAAAUUCGUGCCUUUGUUCAAGACACGACGCUGAUGGAGCCACGGCAGGCUGAAAUCCGAAAGGAGUGUCUCCAGCUAUGGGGGAUUCCUGAUCAGGCUCGUGUUGCACCUUCAUCUUCAGAUCCAAAGUCCAAGUUCUUUGAGCUGAUCCAGGGGAUGGACAUCGAUACCUUCAGCUACAAACCAACACCUCUAAAUUCCAGUACACUGGAGAAAAUUCGCCAAGUGUUAGAUUACCGGUGUAUGGUUUCUGGAAGCGAGCAGAAGUUCCUCUUGGGGCUAGGGAAAUCGCAGAUCUACACUUGGGAUGGUCGCCAGUCAGACCGCUGGACAAAGCUGGAUUUGAAAACGGAGCUGCCACGAGAUACCCUUCUCUCUGUGGAGAUUGUUCAUGAGCUGAAAGGAGAGGGGAAAGCCCAGAGAAAAAUCAGUGCUAUCCACAUCCUUGAUGUCUUGGUGCUGAAUGGGAGCGAUGUUCGAAAGCAGCAUUUCAACCAGAGGAUUCAGCUGGCAGAGAAGUUUGUCAAAGCUGUGUCUAAACCUAGUCGGCCAGAUAUGAACCCCAUCCGAGUGAAGGAAGUUUACAGAUUGGAGGAAAUAGAGAAGAUUUUUGUGAGGUUAGAGAUGAAAGUCAUCAAGAGUUCAAGGGGAAUACCACGGCUGUCCUACACUGGCCGAGAUGACCGGCACUUUGUGCCCACAGGACUCUACAUUGUACGGACUGUGAAUGAUCCCUGGACAAUGGCAUACAGCAAAAACUCCAAGAAGAAAUUCUUCUUCAACAAGAUAACUAAGAACACAACAUACAACCUCCCUUCUGAAUCCAUCGCACCCUUUCAUGUCUGCCAUUACAGCCGCCUCUUUUGGGAGUGGGGGGAAGGUGUCAAAGUGCACGACUCUCAGAAAAGGCAAGAUCCAGAGAAGCUAUCCAAGGAGGAUGUCUUGUCUUUCAUCCAAGCGCACUUCCCCUAACUCUGCUCCCUUGAGGGGUGCAGGGGGGGCUGAGCCCAGCUUUGAUUCUUCAGGAACCGAUGAGACUGAGGACGGACGUUCCACAACUUCUAUCCUGAUCUUCUCCAGAGCUCAUUUCCUGGAGGUGAUCAAGCCAGCAGGUUGUAUGCAGAAGGCACAGAACAAGGCUCUACCCUGGCAGUGUAUAUGUGGAUGGCCCAGGUAGCACCUGCUGCUGGAGUACCCAUGGUGACUCCUGGAACCAUGGCCAAACGCCCUUUUGUCCUGACCUACUGCAUGCAUGAGGCCAAGGGGCUGGCAGUUUUGUUUGCUCCUGUUCAAACAUUCAGUGAGUGAGGUUUGUGGAGCGCCCUGUACAUGCCAGAACUCUCCAGCCUCAUGCUUCCCUGACAGUGUGGGAAGGAGCAGAGAUGUCUUGGUGGGCAGAGCUGGGCAGCAGCACACUGAAGGGGCCCUGCAUCGUUCCUGGCAGCUAUCUGUCUCCUUGGCCCAUCAAAGGCCUACACUACCCAGUGGAGCAUGUUCACUCAUUGGUGAACGCUGGGUUUGGGAUGCAAGUAUGUAUUCUUGCUGGUGUCUCCAACAUUUCUGCUUACCAAGGCACUUGGCUGCCCACUGGCAAUUCCUAUGUGAUGGUAUCCUGUUGGACAAAGGCCAGUGCAGGUGAUGAGUAGAGUUCCUGGCACAGAUUUGAUGUGCUCUGUGCCAAGGCUUUCUCAGAUCUCUAGAAGCUGCUGUGACAAGGAUUUCCCCUCUCCAGAUGAGUGACUGAUCCUGAGCCAGCAGCCUGGGGUUAAUUUGUGAACAUGUCUAAGCCUCAUACUUCUAAGACCAAGGUACUUUAGUUCUUGGUACCCUACACUAUUACCCACAUCUUCAGGGAAUGCAAUGGAUGCAGGAGGAAGACAAAGGAAGGUUGCGAUGCUGAAGGUCUUUAGAGGGAGUGAUGGCAAUGUCUGACUUAGUUAAAAAAACCCGCAGGGCUUCCAUGAAAAGAGAUCUUGACUUCAACCAUGUUGGUCAAUCAGAAGAAAUCCUGUCCCCUGACUGUGCCCACUGAAGGGUUACCUGACUCUCCUUUUUAAAUGUCAAAGCGGGCUUUGAAACUCUUCAUGUCUCAUUCAGCCCUGGAAUGGCAUCUGGGGUGAAGGCACAGAGCUGUGAAACUGUCAGCAUGGUAUUUGUGUGUCAACAGUGUUCCAUGUGCCCUUUGGAGCUGGGUUCAAAGUUGUCUUCUGCUGCAUGUUUUACCUUCACUUCUGGCUUCCAUGGCACUGUUUCCAAGUCUUCCACAUAAAUCAGGAGAUAACACAGUCGACUGCUUUUGGCCAAGCAGCAAAAUUGCCCUCCCUACCCCCUUUUGGUUGCUUUUUUUUGUUCUUGGCUUGUUUUUAAACACAGAUUGACAGUAGGGAGGAAACUGAUUUAGGGGUUGAACUGUGCCUUAAAGAAAGCUAUAGUUCUAGAAUCUGUAGCACUUGUUUAGGUUCUUGUUUCUUUCUCUCCACACCCGUAUGUAUGAUUUGAACAAGCUUUAUGUAUCAAGACAUGGAAGUUUUCAUUGUAGGUCCAUGGGUGCCCUGCACCCCACCCAGAGAAGCCAGCACAAGGAUGGUAUGUUGAAGUCCUACCUCCACCCUCUAAUGCUCAGCAUCAUGUGUUAGAGGUUUUGUGCUCAUUCUCAGCACGCAGUUCCUACUUCCUUUGUUGUUAUCCUACAAGUAGGCUGUGCUAUCUGAGCUUGGAGCACUUCCAUGUCUUCCCAAGCAAACUGUCUUCAUAUAACCAUGUAUUAAUUCUCUGCUGUUUAGUAUAAAUGAAAUUAACAGCUGCAACACGAGAGAAAAUGAUCUGCAGGUUUGAUCACUGCAGUACUGUGCCCCUGGCUGAAGGAGCAGCACAGAAGCUGGCAUAGCCUGUAAGUCAAUGGAAGCUGGAGGAGGUAAGCUUACAAGUAGGUAGCCCUGAAUACUGUGCAGCAGAGCUGUUCUGUUUCUUCUCAAGCUCUGGCCAAAGUGAAAUGGCUCAGAGCUCUUUUCAUAGUGGUGAUUACUAGUGCCCAGACACAGGUCUACCAGAGCAGCUGAGGGACUGCAUGCUGUUAAUGCAGCUCCUGAGUGUUGGUAAAACAUGUAUGAAAGAAAUGGUGGGCCUUACCCCCAAAGAACAAGAAGUUUGUUACAGGCAGGUUGUUUUUGGCUAAGGCAAGGCAAUUCCAUGAGGGAUGCAGAAGAAUCUGUCCCAGAGGAGUAAGGAACUUCCAGCUGUGGUUUUUAGGCCUGUGUGCAGUUGGCUUUUUAAACCAACCAGUAAUUUGAGUUUGGACACUUCCAACUGCCUUGAGGCUGUUCCAAUACCAGAAAAGCAUGCUGCUCCUAUUGCCAGGCUCCUUUCCCAGGUGUUGUGUCCUCCACUCAGGGCUUUGGUCUCCUGUGGGCUGGCAGCCAGGAGGGUGACUAGGAAGCACACCAGGGUGAGUGUAGGCCUCUGAGGGUACAUAAAUCCCUAUUAGCCUGCAGGCCAGCUCUUAUGAACAAAUACUUCCUGUAUACGGAGUUGCCUCCAGUCCCUCAUUCAAAUUUGCUUCUUAGUUUUAUUUUUGAAGCACUGAACCAUGAUUCUGAAUCCCCCUUCAAGAAGGCAAGCAUGAGCCACUAUGCUACUUGCUUCCCUGCUGCAGGGUAGAUAUCGAGGGAUUAUGUUGGGAAGAGGAGGUGAGGAAGGUCUUGCUGAAGAGAAUGUUGAUGUACAUUAAUUGCACAAUGUAUUGUCAUUAGGCUGUGUAUCAUUUUGUGUUGACUCCUGCUUUCAUUGUCUCUGUUACCAAUACAGCCCUUUUAGUUUACAACA